Eimeria necatrix is the source of this 2790-nucleotide messenger RNA. Its product is annotated as 3',5'--cyclic-nucleotide phosphodiesterase, putative. Gene Ontology annotation, biological process: signal transduction. Lineage: Eukaryota; Apicomplexa; Conoidasida; Eucoccidiorida; Eimeriidae. The record is from RefSeq and is a predicted model, not a curated record. Gene Ontology annotation, molecular function: 3',5'-cyclic-nucleotide phosphodiesterase activity. The coding region runs from base 1 to 2790 and encodes 929 amino acids. The transcript has 16 exons.
AUGGAGGCUCCAAGGGCGAACGAGCCAACAUCGAUACGUUCGUCAUAUCUCGAUUCCAGAAGCAUUGCUAACUGCGAAGUUGUAGAGUUGUCCGCGGGAAAUGCUGACUACGAAGAUGCAGAGAUGCCCGCCGGCCGUCCCUCAGCUGUCGUGCUUGAACUCACCCAUUCCGCGAGUCCAACAGAAAGUAACGACCCGGAAAAUUACCGUACGCCUUCACAGCACAACUCUACAAGCAACAGACGAAAUGGCUCACAGCUUUCUUCCCCUGAGCAAACUCAAAAGAAAGCCACAGAGGGCGGCAGGCAAACAACGUCGCGGCGAGAAAGCGGCACUUCUUUGCCGAAAAAGCCCCUAUAUAUGCGCCUUCCAUGCAUCGAAUCAAUCGCGAAUUGGUUCGACCAGAUGUGGUAUGCGGAGUCGGUUUAUGUACGCUACGGCGAAGGCGCGAUCACAAAUGUGUCCACAAAAGGCACUGCACGAACAAAAGUUGACAUGGGCCGUUCUGCGGCUACGCAAUGCAGUUUUUACUCGACAGGGGCAGGCAGCGAGGCAGGGGAAAUUUCUGAGCUCAAGAGGCAGCAGAGAGCCAAUAUUAGCCUCCUACCCUUGCGUUUUAAAGACGAAGAGACCGAGAAUGAGUUUGUAUACAAUAGCAGGCGCCUCAUGGAGUGGCGAAGCAUUUGUCUCUUCUGCUUCAAGAUACUGGCCACAACAUGCGUUUAUGCUAUCCUUGCUUGUGGGGCGUUCGGGCACUGGACGUCCGUCCCGGAAAGUUUCAUAUUGGGGCUUCACGGAAUAUACGCUACCUUGAUUUUUUUGGCGACGUGCUCAGUUUUGGCCCCAGCCAUUCCAUGGAUUAGGCAAAGACUGGAAUACUGGCUCUACGCAGUACUAGCUGCGGAAGCUGCAGCUGUGGUUAUAUUUGUAACAAAUGAAAAACUGUCGAUAUAUCCCAGCCAUGAACUUGACCCCAGUUCGAUGCAGCUGUCCGCGAGGAGUUUGAGUGAAGAACCCGCAGGCCAAGGGAUAUGCACUCGCAACGUCAAUUUGGCAGUCUUCAUCCUGUCUAUGGAGCUGAUUCUCGACGCAUGGUUGCAGUUCUUUAUGUAUCUUUUCAUGGUCUCUGUGAGCGUAGUCUUGCCGACGCGCGUCCGCAUAGCGGCUUGGGUCCAGCUGGCUGUUUUGCUCCUUUACUGCCUCCCCGUUUUUAUAGGGCAGCGCUACUGCCACGCACUCUUAUAUCCAGAGUUACUCCGCAUGUUGCACGGGCUAAUCAUGUUGAUCUCUUCCAUUGCUGGAUCAUACGCAAGUGAAUCAAAGCGUCGAGGCCUAUUCUAUUCUUGGAUUAUGAUGAAGCGGCGCAUGAAGCUCCUGGAGGCUGAACGUGACAAGCCGAGAGAUGAUAACAUGCGCAGUGGGGUGUCUGCGCUCCAACGGCACUGCAAGCAGGCAGAGGUAGCUUUGAUGAGCGCGAAGACUGCUCCAGGAGGAACUAACAUUUCAUCCCAGAUAAGAGACGCUGUGAAUAAUAUAAAGGCGUGCCUGGAUAUCAUGUCGAAAAGCAAGGACCUGUACCAUACAGAACUCAAAGAAGAACUUCGAGAAAAGACAUUCAUCAAGGCGUUUAACGUGGAAAAACAGACUGGGAAAGGCCUGUUGGCUGCCGUUGAUCGGAGAGUCUCCGGAGCGCAAUCCGUCCGGGCGGGAGAUUCAGUUGCAGGACAACGGAUGAACAGUCUUCCAGUUUGCACUGCAGGUGUUCUACUCCCAUUAUUCACGACCGAGAUCGCUUCUCGUGUAGGCGUCGACAUAACCUUCAACCAAUUAGGUUUUAACCGGAAGGUAAAAGAAAAAGAUGCAAAUAGUUCGGCCUUCUUUGAGUGCGGAUAUUCAUUGCUCUGGCAUUAUGCUGCCGACUGGGGAUGCGAGGACUGUGUACUUCGUACAUUUCUUAUCGAGAUCGAAAGCUUGUACAACGAUCUCCCUUACCACAAUUCCAUCCAUGGAGCAAUGGCAAUUCUAUACAACGACCGUUCUGUCCUUGAGAACUUCCACGCUGCACUGACCUUUAAAGUGCUGUCUCACACCUCUUGCAACAUCUUUGCGUCCUUAGCGAAAGACGAGAUUUUGGAAGUGAGGUCAAACAUGAUAUCUCUUAUUCUGGCCACAGACAUGAAAAGCCACUUCGGUGCAAUAAACCGACUGAGAGCAGCGAGGCAAAAUCCGCAUUUUGAUCAUAGAAAGCAAAGAGAUGACACUUGGCUUAUUAUGGAGAUGUGUAUGCGCGCCGCUGAUAUUGGGCAUAGCAUUCUGUCAUGGGACCAACAUUUCGAGUGGAGUAGUCGAGUAACUGCUGAAUUUUACCUUCAAGGAGAUGAAGAGGCAAGACACGGGAGAAGCAUUUCACCUUUGUGCGAUAGAGACUUGCACAGCUCUAUGGCCCGAAAUCAAGUUGGAUUCCUGGAACACCUCGUUAAGCCGCUUUUCGUCGAGCUCCACAGCGUAGAUAGCAUGAAAGGCGCAUUCCAAGAAGCUGUCGACACAAUAGAUGCGAACAUUAGUAGGUGGCAACAAUUGCAAGACAUCGGGGUCGAUGUGACGUUCUCGCCAGUUGUAAUGGCUUGCGAGGAUCGACUUAAGGGAAAAGACCACGUCUUGGACGUCAGUCUCAUCACUGAAACAAGAUGCAGGUGCCCGUGUUGUGAGUCUGGAAAUGCGGCAUGCAAGAAUGUUGGGAGAAAAGUUCGAAUCAAUGAGCACGUGGAGCAAGAAAAACACGAUGCUUGA